Molecule: messenger RNA, 1979 nt
Organism: Pimephales promelas (fathead minnow)
Lineage: Eukaryota; Metazoa; Chordata; Actinopteri; Cypriniformes; Leuciscidae
Gene: cpn1
Product: carboxypeptidase N subunit 1
Biological process (GO): peptide metabolic process; protein processing
Molecular function (GO): metallocarboxypeptidase activity; zinc ion binding
Source: RefSeq, a predicted model, not a curated record
ACACACACAAAUGGUAUGGGUGAGGGAAUCAGAAGAGCGAGAGAGGGAGAAAAAGAGAGAAAGGAGGGGCCGUCCUUACUUGCUCUUCUAAGCGGGAGUGAGAGGAGGUCCAGAGGGAGGAGGCAAACGGGGAGAGCAGGAUUGAGAAAGAGAGUGAGGAAAAGAAGUGGUGCUCUGUUUGCGGAGCAGUCUGGGACCAUGCUGUCAGGCAGCUCUCUCAUCUGGAUUGGGGCGCUGCUUCUGGGGCUAGAGGCUUCGUUGACCGGGGCAUCUGACUUCCAGCACCAUGGAUAUGAGGAGAUGGUGAGAGCUCUUUUUGCUGUCCAAAGCGAAUGCCCCUACAUCACUCGCAUCUACAGCAUCGGUCGCAGCGUGGAGGGACGCCACCUAUACGUCCUGGAGUUCACCGAUAAUCCUGGCAUCCAUGAAACACUGGAGCCAGAGUUCAAGUACGUCGGGAACAUGCACGGGAACGAAGUGCUCGGCAGGGAGCUGCUCAUCUACUUAGCCCAGUUCCUGUGCGCGGAAUACCAGGCAGGAAACGAGCGAAUCACGCGCCUCAUCCACGACACACGGAUCCACAUCCUUCCUUCCAUGAACCCGGAUGGAUAUGAGGUGGCUGCCAGGCAGGGUCCAGAAUUCAACGGCUACUUAGUGGGACGUGGAAAUGCAAAGGAGGUCGACCUGAACCGCAACUUCCCAGACCUGAAUGCUCUUAUGUACUACUACGAGAAGCACAAUGGCCAAAACCACCACCUGCCACUGCCAGACAACUGGGAAUUACAGGUUGAGCCGGAGACUUUAGCAGUGAUAAAAUGGAUGCAGAAUUAUAACUUUGUUCUGUCUGCUAACCUCCACGGUGGAGCUGUAGUUGCCAAUUACCCCUUCGAUAAGUCUCGCGAGCCACGGAUAAGAAGCAAAACAACAUACUCGGCCACCUCUGAUGAUAAAAUAUUUCGAAAGUUGGCAAAGACGUACUCCUAUGCCCACAGCUGGAUGCAUAAGGGCUGGAACUGUGGCGAUUACUUUGAUGAAGGAAUCACAAAUGGAGCCAGCUGGUACUCUCUAUCUAAGGGGAUGCAGGACUUCAACUACCUCCACACAAACUGCUUUGAGAUCACCCUGGAGCUCAGCUGUGAUAAGUUUCCCCCAGCGACGGCUCUCGCCGGCGAGUGGUUAGCCAACAGAGAGGCUCUGGUGUCCUACAUGGAGCAGGUGCACCAUGGGAUAAAAGGCAUGGUUUAUGAUGAGAACAACAACCACAUUAGCAAUGCAGUGAUCUCGGUGGCUGGCGUGAACCACGAUAUCACCUGCGGGACCGAUGGAGACUACUUCCGUCUGCUCUUGCCGGGCACCUACACAGUGACGGCUUCUGCAUUAGGUUACCAACCUUUUACCAGCACGGUGACAGUGGGACCGGCUGAAGCUGUACAGUUGCAUUUCUAUUUGAAAGUUCAACCAAAAGCGACAAACUUGAACGUGAAAGCUUAUGCCAACAAGAAGGGCCCAUCGACGGCGGCUAAGAUUCCUCCCACCAACCUUGGCCCAAGAUAAAGAGCAAGGUCUCUUCUCUUAACACAGACAAAACACACCUUUACUUUAUAAACUGAAGAACAAUAAAGGGAAACAUGGACUCUCACUGUGACAAAUCUCACCUUCCUAUGUCAGGUUCUUUGUUGCUUGUAUAGAUGCAUAAAAGUGUGACAAAUCCAUAUUUUGCUCUCAUGUUCUUGUGGAGCUUAAAUAUAUACAGGUAUGUAUAUUAUAUAAUGGCUUUGAUUAAAAGAACAGGAAGAGGUAGGUUAUGUAAACAAAAUAUAUUUCUCUUUUUAUGAGAAAUUAGUCAUAGACGUUUAGAUGGACUGUAACUGGAAAUUGUGAUCAGAAAUCAGUUUAAGGUUAAUUAUCUCCUAUGUGGAUAAAAAUAAUAAAAUAAACAUUUUAUCAUUUGAAAUAAACUAAGGUUGUUUAUCUAUCUA